AUGCCUUAUCUGAGAUAUUUGCUGAUUUUAGCGGUCUGCCUGGGCUCGUUUGGGGAAUGCCUAAAUAAGCGCGCCACGAGAGAGAGGAGGUGGACAGGACCCGUGGAAACUCAGAAGCACGGAACGUCCCUGGCCAAGAAGGCACCAGACAUGACAAAAUCGAGGAGACUGAAAACGGAUCAGUUGUUGAAAGUGGAUGACCAUGAUUUCACCAUGAGGCCAGCGUUUGGAGGCCCUGCUAUUCCAGUGGGAGUUGAUGUACAAGUGGAAAGCUUGGACAGUAUUUCAGAAGUAGAUAUGGACUUCACUAUGACAUUGUACCUGAGACACUAUUGGAAGGAUGAGCGCUUGUCCUUCACCAGCACCACAAAUAAAAGUAUGACUUUCGACGGCCGUUUGGUGAAGAAGAUCUGGGUUCCUGAUGUGUUCUUCGUCCACUCGAAGAGAUCUUUUAUUCAUGACACCACCACAGAAAAUAUCAUGCUGAGAGUGUUCCCUGAUGGACACGUUCUUUACAGCCUGAGGGUGACAGUAACAGCAGCCUGCAACAUGGACUUCAGUCGUUUUCCGCUGGACUCACAGACCUGCUCUUUGGAAUUGGAGAGCUACGCCUACACGGAUGAGGAUCUGAUGCUGUACUGGAAAAGUGGAGAUGAGUCUUUGAGUAUAGAUGAAAAAAUAUCCCUCUCACAAUUCCUCAUACAGAAGUUUCAUACUACCUCUCGGCUGGCAUUCUACAGUAGCACAGGAUGGUACAACCGCCUGUAUAUAAACUUUACGCUUCGCCGACACAUUUUCUUCUUCCUGCUGCAGACUUAUUUCCCUGCUACGCUUAUGGUUAUGCUAUCCUGGGUGUCAUUUUGGAUUGAUCGCAGGGCUGUUCCAGCUAGAGUUUCACUGGGUAUCACCACGGUGCUCACUAUGUCCACCAUCAUCACUGGGGUGAACGCCUCCAUGCCCAGAGUUUCCUACAUCAAAGCUGUGGAUAUUUACCUGUGGGUCAGUUUUGUAUUCGUGUUCCUGUCUGUUUUGGAAUAUGCGGCAGUCAACUACCUGACCACAGUCCAGGAGAGGAGAGAGCGCAAGCUCAGAGACCGGGUUAGAGAACGGUCAUUGUCCUGCACCUGCGGUAUGUCCCACACCAGGACCAUGAUGUUGGAUGGGACCUACAGUGAGGCUGACACCAACAGCCUGGCAGGCUACACAGAGGCUCCCAUGGUUCCAGACGAGGUGAUAUCGGAGAAACAGGAGCAUAUGGUGGUUCACCUGUCGAUGAGCAGUGAGUCCACCACCACUAAGAAGAAGGGCAUUCGCGCCUUAAGUAUUAUGCAGAACACACAUGCCAUUGAUAAGUACUCCCGUAUGAUCUUCCCGGGAGCUUAUAUAAUUUUCAACAUUAUUUAUUGGUCAGUUUACUGCUGAUCGUGUUCUCUUUUGGACUUGAGACAACCAUCAUGCUGACUUUUUGAUGCACAUCAAACACUGGCCCAUGUGAUACCAAACUGCAGUUACCUUUGUCAUUUUUCAUACUUUAAAAGAAUGGCAAAAUGGAAAGACAAGAUG
This is a messenger RNA of Xyrauchen texanus (razorback sucker), 1563 nucleotides long. It is a transcript of the gene gabrr2a, whose product is annotated as gamma-aminobutyric acid type A receptor subunit rho2a. Bases 1 to 1422 code for a protein of 473 amino acids. Gene Ontology annotation, biological process: signal transduction; monoatomic ion transmembrane transport; nervous system process. Gene Ontology annotation, molecular function: GABA-A receptor activity; neurotransmitter receptor activity; extracellular ligand-gated monoatomic ion channel activity. Gene Ontology annotation, cellular component: neuron projection; GABA-A receptor complex; synapse. NCBI's taxonomy places the organism in Eukaryota, Metazoa, Chordata, Actinopteri, Cypriniformes, Catostomidae. The record is from RefSeq and is a predicted model, not a curated record. The transcript is spliced from 9 exons.